Molecule: messenger RNA, 963 nt
Organism: Bipolaris victoriae FI3
Lineage: Eukaryota; Fungi; Ascomycota; Dothideomycetes; Pleosporales; Pleosporaceae
Exons: 2
Coding region: 1-963 (320 amino acids)
Source: RefSeq, a predicted model, not a curated record
AUGGAAUCCCAGCUUCCGCCGCCGCCUGCUUCGGCCAUACUCGCGCCCCCCAGCCAACACCACCAACCACAGCCGCAAUACCACCAUCGCCUGUCCAGCCCCAGCGCCAACAGCGACCACGACUACACCUACCAAUACAAUGAAAAGGAUUCGCACCACUACCACCAACACUCCUCGGUCCACUCCGACCGUCUGAGCAGGUCGAGCAACCGCCGCCCUCACGACUCCGUCAUCUCCCACCCCUUCUCGCCAAAGCCCUCGUCGCCGCCAAGCCCCAGCAGCAACAGCAGCAUCUCCUCCGUCGGCCACCACCGCAACUCAUCAAACGCGUAUCGCUACUCGUCUGAGCAGAUUGAGCGCCAAUCACUCUCCUAUCCACCCCGGGCCCACAUCGACCCGGAAAAGCAUGCCGAGGCUCUGGCUCACGGCUACCGCGUCUCAAACCGCCUGUCUGCAGUCCCGUCCGGCGGCGAUGCCAUUGUUUACGACAAGGGCGCCUUUCAAGAAAAAGGCCCCGAAGAGAAGGCGUUGCAGUUGCUGCUCUGGCUCUGCGGACCUUGCGCCUUCCUCUCCGGUGUGAUUGCCAUCUGGACCUUUUUCGCUCUCUUCAUCACCCUCCUACUAUCGCCGCUCCGCCUCUGCACUACGCGCGCGCCCCUCUCCGAGCAAAUCAAAUCCUUCCUCGCUCCGUCGCUCAACCUGCAACUGCACAUGGUCUACUCGCAUGACUCGACAUCCGGCUACAGCGCCCCCAUGCUUGUCGUCAUCCACCUCUUUUCACCCAUUGUCGCAUUCGGCGUCGCAAUCGCAGCCUGGACUGCCGCAGGUUUCUGGUUCUUCUCCUGCAUCCUUGGUGACCCUGGCGGUCACGACGGCCACAAUGACGGCCGCGAGAGCAUUGUCGGUGUGCGAAACUGGUGGGAGCGAUGGCUUUCUCGCGGACUAAGAGAAACCGACGCUUGA